UGCCGAGGUACUCAUGACUUUAAUACUGUAAUAGUAAUUAUUCUGUAAACCACAAAAAUACCAAACACAAAUAUACUACAAAUGUAGUAAACUCGUUAAAUAUAAAUAUUUCUAAAAUUAUUGAAAGUUGAAACUUGUGUCAUGAAACCCGGUUAACAUUUUAUUGAAAAAUCAUUGUCUAUGAUGGAUACCUCUGUAAAAGCCGACGAAGCUCAAAACUCUUUAUUACCGCGGGAUGGCGACAAUAAACUUAAAUUAUUUGAAAAAAUUGUCUAUUUUGCUAGUGGUUCGAUUGGCGACGAAGCAUUAUUGGCUCUCAAAAAUAGCAAUGCUGAAUCAACAUGUUUGUUGUCUGAUUCUGUUACACAUUGUAUUGUCGGAAAAAAUUAUGUUGAAGAUGAUGUGAGUGCUGCAAGAGAAUUAUAUGAUGUGACGACCGUAACUCCAGAAUGGAUCCGUAUGUCUGUUUUAUGCAACAAACUACUACCAACAAAACCGUUUAAUCCAUUUGAAGAUAAUUUAUUUAGUGGAUUAAUUGUAUGUGUAUCUCAACAGAUAGUAAAUGAUUGUAAACUCCUAUGGGCACUAGUUACCUAUAAUGGUGGUACUUUCCAACUAACAUUGAAUCUUAAAAAAACUACUCAUCUGGUGGUGACCAAACCAUUUGGGAAAAAAUAUGAUGCAGUUUUAUCAAGUGGUUCAGAUAAGAUCAAAAUUGUAACACCUGAUUGGAUUAUUGAUUGUUUGAAGAACAAAGAAUUAUGUCCUGAAACUAAUUAUCAUCCUAGACUUCUUGUCAUGCCUAAAUUACUACCUACAAAUCAAUCUUUUAAAUUACAAACUAGUGGCUUGUCAACAAUUACUGGGUUUGCUGAUUUUGAUGCACCCGUUGAACAACCUGGAGGUGUUGUUCCCAAAAAUCAGGGUUUAGAACAAUUAAAACAACGUUUACCAUGGAAUCAACCUCCUACACCGCCAACAUCUCAACCUGUUCAUACCUCAUCAUCUCAAGUAGCUCAAGGAACAGUUCAAUCAAAUACUACUCAACUGAAACCAAUGAUGUCAUUAAUGUCUACCCCACAACUACAACGGCUAUCACAACAACAAGUUCAACAAUUACAAUUGCAACAGCAAACACAUGCUAAUAAUCAGCUUUUAUCCCAGCAACAAAUACAUAUGCCCCAACAACAAAAUCAAUUUCAACAAAUUCGUACUCAACAAAUGCAACAUUCAAAACAAGUUCAGUUACAACAUGGACAACAGUUGCAAUAUCAACCUAAUCAGCAACAAAUACAACAAACUCAUAUGCAAUUACAACAAGGUCAACAAACUCAUCUUCAAAUUAUGCAAAAAAGCCAACAACAAAAUCAGCAACACAUUCAAAUGCAACAAAAAGUUCAACAAUUGCAGUCUAUUCCUAGUCAACAACUUCAAAAUCAACAGCAACAAGUCGUAUUGCAACAGCAAAAUGUUCAAAUUCAGUCAGGUCAACAACAACAACAAAACGUUCAGCAACUUCAAUCUAGCCAACAGCCUAACCAAAUACCUCUAUUACAGCAACAAACAGUACAAAUCCAGCAUGGUCAAGUACCUCAGUUACAGUCACAGUCUGUUCAAAUUCAGCAGGGUCAGCCACAACAGCAACAAGUUCAAAUACCAGCUCAAUUACAACAACAAACUGUUCAACUUCAACAAGGUCAACAACAGCAGGGUCAACUAACUCAGUUACAAAAACAAACUGUUCAAUUACAACAAAACCCACAGCAUUCUAACCAAUUGCAACAGGGACAACAAAUCCAACAAAUUCAACCGCAACAGAUACAAUUUCAAACAAGUAAUGGUCAGCAAGUACAAUUUCCUCAACAAGUUACUCAAAAUGCUCAAGUUCACUUACAACAACAACAACAGCAGCAGCAACAACAACAACAACAACAACAGCAGCAGCAGCAGCAGCAACAACAACAACAACAACAACAAUCACAACCUCAAUUACAAAAUGUACAGUCUACACAACCUUCUCAAAUUUGUAUUGUUUCAAAUGGACAACAGCUUCAACAGGCUCAAUCUAAUCCAUCAAAUCAGCAGCAACAACUCCUACUUCAACAACAGCAGAGAUUAAUGUUCCAACAACGUAUUGUACAACAAAGUGGUGGUGGGACUGUCUCAACUCAAUGGCGAAUGGCUCAUCCGCCAUCUAAUAUGCCACGCGUUCAAGUUAACCAGCAACAAUCCCAACAAAUUCAACAACAACAAACCUUAGUUAUAGGACAACAACCAACAGUUAAUAUGAAUAAUGCAAAUUCGCAACCAACUACUCAAACUCAGUGGCCCCCACAGCAAACUUUAACUAUUCAAAGAACUAUUCAACAGCCAAUGGAUCAAAGACAAGUAAUAUGGUCACAGCAGUCUCCGCAUGGACCACAACAGAUGAUACACAUGGAUGCAAAAACACAUCAGCAAAUACAGGCUAUGAAUCCUGCCGAACGAUUGGCAUUUAUUAAUAAAUUAACAAAACAAAGGAACCUUGUCUUGCAACAAUUUAAUGCUCGCCAACAACAAGCUGCAGGUGUAGCUGGUGGUACAAAUAUUGUCAGACCAUCAACAACACCUAAUGGUCAGACCACUGUGAUACGUACUCUUAAUCAUCAACUAAUAUCAUCUACUGGGAUGACACCAGCUCAACAAGCACAAUGGAAUCAAAUACGCCAACAACAACUGCUGGUUCAACAACAACAGCAACAACAACAAAUGGCAGGUGGAACAGUUACUACUGGGUUACAAACCAAUGCAAAAACUGUAAGCAAUACAUUGGUGAACAAUCAACAAGUUGCUCAACCGCAAACUACAGUUUGGCAACAGUCACCUGUUACUGAACAAGGACAUCAACAAACUUCUAGUUCUAUGUCUGGUGCUCAAUUGGCACAAAUACAUCAAAGACAACAACAACUCCAACAGUUGAGACUACAACAAUUGCAAAUGGAUGCCUCACAAAAACAACAAACGAUGCAACAGCAGGUAUCUAAGGUUGUCCCUAAUCAAGCACAAAUUGCUGGAGCAAUGCAGCCAAAUGUUGUACAAUCACCUCAAGUUACUGUUGCACAGACUUCAGUUGUUCAGCCACAACAGACGCCAACAUUACCUACAAAUGAGCCAACUGAAACGCAAACACCAAGUCAAGAACCAUUUACACAAACAUCUCAAUCAAAUCAACAAGCGUUGGUUGUAAAUCCUAAGACCAAAACUGCGCUUGCUAAUAUGUUAAGUAUACGUUUACAAAAUGGCAUAUCAUCAUCUACUUCAACACAGCAACAGCAAAUAUCUGGACAAGAAAUUAGUGCAGCAGGGCAACUAAGAUUGAUGACUGCUCAACACCAUGCCGCACAACAACAAGGCAGUACUCAAGGCUCAUAUCAGUCUAGAACAGUUUUAAAUAAUGUUACCAACAAUACUGCAACAAACCGCGCUGCUCAAGUAGUAGGUCGUGCAGCUGUCCCAACUGCAGUCGCUAACAAAACAUUACCCGCAAGCUACAAUCAAUCAGCUGCUGUAAGAGUUGCAGCAGUCUUGGCAAAAAGUGCUGCUGGACAAACUGUUGGUCAUCAACAACUUCCUCAUCAAGCCAGAUUUUUUGGACAUAACCCAAAUCUUAAAUUACCACCCGACAAGUGUUUGCUUGGUUGUAUAUUUCUGAUUGUUGAGUACGAUCGAUGUCCAGAUACUAUAAAAGAAGUACCUACCUGGAAACAAAUCAUCCUUGACCAUGGUGGAGAAAUUGAACCAUCAUACACCUUACGUCUUACGCAUAUUCUUUGUCAAACUCAAAAGCAUCCACUCGUUCAACAGGGUUUGCGUGAUGGAAAAAGAUGUAUUACUGCUUACUGGCUAAGUGAUAUAAUAACCAAACAACAACUUAUGCCUCCAUGGUAUGCCCUUCAUUUUCCUACUCCAUACAGUGAAGAGAGACCAUGCCGACAAAUGUUGAUAUCGCUGACAAAUUUUGAAAAUGAUGAACGCAAUCGUGUUAAAUUCAUGAUAGAAUUGACAGGUGCCCGUGUUACGUCUUACUUUUCUGCUGACAACAACAUUUUAGUUACAAGAAAAUUAGAAGGUAAAAAAGUUAAAAAAGCUAGAGAUAUUAAUCGACCAGUGGUCAAUGUGCAAUGGUUAAAUGAGAUUCUUUUUGGUCAUCUAUCGUGUAUGUAUCAACCAGAGAAUGUCAAGUAUCAACAGUUCAAUCUUAACAAUCCAUUCAGAGUUGAUUAUAAUCUGGUACUUCACUUAAUGGGGGCAUGGAAAAUUCCAAUUAAUGUUACCCAAGAAUUAUAUGACAGGAUACGUAAUAAUCCCGUUCCUGUUAAAAGAAAACGGCCUAGACCAAAUCCUAAUUUCCCAGACCAAGAAAAUAAUGAUUUAAGUACAGCUGAUAUAAUCAUUACAAACAUCAACCCACCACCAAUAGAAUAUCGACCAUGUGUCAUGCUUUCUGGAUUUGGUUUAGGAAAAGAAGAACAACGGAUGGUCUUACAGCUUGGUGGUACAAUUGCUAAAAAUUAUUCAGAUGCUACUCAUUUAGUUAUGAAAGAAUCUGUUAGAACUACAAAAUUUUUAUGUUGUCUUUCAACUGUCAAACACAUUGUAAAUGCCGAUUGGCUUAAAAAUUCUUCUACUCAACAUAUGUUUUUAGGUGAAGCAAUUUACACUAUUGAAGAAGUUUCUGUAGAUCAGAAAGUAAUAUGUAAAGUGCAUAAAAUACUGUCUAAUCCAAAUCGACACGAAUUGUUCAAAGGAAAGAUAUUUUAUGUGACUCCAGGAGUUACUCACCCAUCAGUGUUUAUUGUUCGACAAAUAAUAGAAUCAGCUGGUGGUACUGUUGAAAAACAAAGAAGAUCAUUGAGAGCUAUACAAGAACUUGAACCUAAUACAUAUAUCGUAAUUGCAUCUAAUAAUGAUCUUCAUUUGGUUGCUGAUCUUAUUCGAUCAUCUUAUGGUAUCUAUUCUUCGGAGUUUGUAUUAUCUGCAGUUAUGACACAAUAUGUCAAUUAUGACAUGGCUUAUAAAAAAGCAAAAAAAAUAACGAAUUAGUUACAGAUAUUAACAACUUCAUGUAUAGAGAGAGAACAUGAUUUUAUCUUCUGUAAAAGUUGAUUACCUGAAUAAUGAAAUAGUUGUAUUAUUCAAAUAAUUCAUUUUAUAAUGGCAUUUAAUUUUUUUUUUUUUAUUAUUUU
Molecule: messenger RNA, 5225 nt
Organism: Melanaphis sacchari
Lineage: Eukaryota; Metazoa; Arthropoda; Insecta; Hemiptera; Aphididae
Product: PAX-interacting protein 1-like
Exons: 22
Coding region: 181-5082 (1633 amino acids)
Cellular component (GO): MLL3/4 complex
Source: RefSeq, a predicted model, not a curated record